AUGAAGCCCUCACUUUUGUUCCUGGGCGCGGGCCUCACCCUUGCUUUCCGCGAGUCCAAAGUCAUCUCCUCGAGCUCCGGCGAGAUCUGCAUCUCCUCCCAGCUCCUCGCCGCCUCCUCCAGCAACCCCAUUUGCCGCAACAAGGAUGGCGGCGUCGAUCUCCUGGGCGGCCGCGGGGACCAGUUCCCCUUCGCGGCGGGCACCUCGUCCGCACAUUCGGCCCCGUCGUCAGACUCCAUCUGGACGCACACCUCGCCCUGCUUCAGGAACGGCACCGAGGCCCCCGAGUUCUGCGUCUACCACGCCGGCAACUACGGCGGCAAGGGCAUCUCCAUCAUCACUGACGUCGACCGCGCCGCCCACAUCACCCGCAGCUGGGGCUUCACCAAGCCCGAGGAGCUCGAGGGCACGAACCAGCCCUUGCCCAAGUUCGAGGUCGCCAAGGUGCCCGGCAAGGACUAUGGUCUGGUGGCCACGCUGCCCAUCAAGCGCGGCGAAAUCAUCCUGCGCGAGACGGCGAGCCUGCUCAUUGACUAUGCUGCUUUCGGCCACAUUCCCGUCGACGAGAUGAAGAAGAUGCAGGCGCACGCCGUCGAUUCCCUCCAGUUCAAGCACCGCAGCCAGUGGCUCAAUAUGUCCAGCCACGGGUACCAUGGCGACCACCUCUCCAUGGUCGACAAGAUUCUCGUGACCAACUCGUUUGACGUCGAGAUGGACGACGCGAUGCGCGACGACGACUUUUACGCCGUCUUUGUGAACACGUCCCGCAUGAACCACGACUGCCGCCCCAACGUUGACUACUGGUUCGACCCGCGCACCCUCACCCAGCGCACCGUAGCCAUUCGCGACAUCAUCCCGGGCGAGGAGCUCACCCUCUCCUACAUUGACCCCAUGCAGACCCGCGCCGCCCGCCGCGAGCGCCUGCACUCCACCUGGGGCUUCCACUGCUCCUGCCACCACUGCAUGCAGCACCGCCUCAAGACGGACGAGUCGGACCGCCGCAUCGAGCAGAUUGCCUCGUUGCGCGAGGAGUUCAACGACUACACCCCGGCCUCCCGCGCUACACCGCAGAUGGCCGAGUUGCUCAUUUCGCUCUACGAGCAGGAGCACAAUUGGAGCCUGCUCACGGAGGCCUACACCCUGACCGCCAUCGAAUACAACGGCAUCGGCGAGCCGUGGCUGGCGACAAAGUACGCGCGCAUGGCGGUCGAGUACGGGCUCACCACGCUGUGGGAGGGCCACGGGGACGUCGUUGAGAUGUCGAAGCUCGCGGAGGACCCCUGGAGCCACUGGAGCUGGAUGCUGAGAACGCGCAAGAGGUACAGCUGGGGGCCGGGUCCCAAGAUUGAGCUAGACCUGGAUGACGAGGAGUAA
Messenger RNA from Colletotrichum orchidophilum, 1374 nucleotides. RefSeq lists its product as uncharacterized. The record is from RefSeq and is a predicted model, not a curated record. NCBI's taxonomy places the organism in Eukaryota, Fungi, Ascomycota, Sordariomycetes, Glomerellales, Glomerellaceae. The transcript has 2 exons. Bases 1 to 1374 code for a protein of 457 amino acids. Gene Ontology annotation, molecular function: protein binding.